CUAUCUUACCACAGAUCUAUAUGAGAAAAUUUUCUUUUUAUUUUAAUAUUGAAUAUAGUACUACUACUUAAUUAGAUCUUUAUAAUAACAAGGACAGCUGCGCGGCAAAUAAAUAGUUUGCCAACCCCCACGUUGAACCCCAGACCGGUCGUUGGUUAACCUUAAAGGUUGACUUUUCCUUUGGGAUCGAUGGGCUUAACCGCUAGAGCUUCCAGAUUUCAUUCUUCUAUUUUUCGACCCAAAUCUUUGCUACCCAGGCACCUUCACACCAUGAGAACAAGGACAAUUUUUGGGAUUUCCCUUUCCCUAAUCAUCAUCAACAUGGCCGCUAUAAUGGAGCGCGCUGAUGAGAAUCUCCUUCCAGCUGUUUACAAAGAAGUCAGUGAAGCUUUUACAGCAGGACCAUCUGAUCUUGGGUAUCUCACAUUCAUAAGGAACUUUGUGCAGGGAAUUGCAUCACCAGUGGCAGGUAUUUUAGUUUUAAAUUAUGACCGUCCCACGGUUCUUGCAAUUGGUAUCCUCUUCUGGGCCUUAUCAACCGGUGCAGUGGGUGCGAGUAAGUAUUUUCUGCAGGUUGCUUUCUGGAGAGCAGUAAAUGGUUUCGGUCUGGCAAUUGUGAUACCUGCACUGCAGUCCUUUAUAGCUGAUAGCUAUACGGAUGAAGUCAGAGGAACGGGAUUCGGAUUUCUUAAUCUAAUUGGUACUGUGGGUGGGAUAGGAGGCGGAGCUAUAGCUACAAUUAUGGCUGGUCAUGAAUUCUGGGGCAUACCAGGAUGGCGCUUUGCCUUUGUCGUGAUGGCAACUUUGAGUACUUUGAUAGGAGUUCUUGUUUUCUCUUUUGUUGUUGACCCAAGGAAAAAAGGCAGCGUCCAUCGUGAUAUUUCAAAGCAUUCUGAUAGGGAAGAAUUGAUAGAGAAGGGACGUUCAAAUAUCAAUUCAGUGUCAAUUUGGAUGGAGUCCUGGACAGCCAUGAGAAGUGUCAUCAAAGUCCAAACAUUUCAGUUCAUUGUUUUGCAGGGUCUAGUUGGAUCCCUACCUUGGACAGCCUUUGUUUUUUUUACAUUGUGGUUUGAAUUAAUUGGUUUUGAUCAUAAUAGUGCAGCAGCACUUGUCGGUCUAUUUGCUGCUGGAUGCGCAUUAGGAUCCUUUUUCGGUGGAGUAGUUGCAGACAGAAUGUCUCGAAUAUACCCUCAUUCAGGGCGUGUCAUGUGUGCUCAAUUUAGUUCUUUCACGGGCAUCCCAUUCUCAUGGUUCAUUCUCCGAGUUAUCCCCCAGUCUGUAAGCAGCUACUCCACAUUUGCUGUGACUUUAUUCAUAAUGGGCCUCACAAUCAGCUGGUGUGCUACGGCUACAAAUGGUCCAAUGUUUGCAGAAGUGGUGCCUUCAAAACACCGCACCAUGAUAUAUGCUUUUGAUCGUGCCUUUGAGGGUUCAUUUUCUUCAUUUGCUGCUCCAAUUGUAGGAAUUCUUGCCGAGAAAAUGUAUGGUUAUGAUGCCAAGUCAGUUGAUCCCUUAUUAGGAUCUACAAGAGAGGCUUUAGCAUUGUCGAAAGGCCUAUUUUCAAUGAUGGUUGUGCCUUUUGGUUUAUGUUGCUUGUUUUACACCCCUUUGUAUUGGACAUUCAAGCAGGACCGUGAAAAUGCAAGACUUGCUGCUGCAAAAGAAACAGAGAUGAUAUGAUGAUCCCACACUUGUCAUUUCUUUGUUAAUUCAUUCUUCUUGGACUCUGUGUCCAUCUGGCAAAGAUGUCAUAUGGUGGUCGCAGCAGGUUACUAAUCUCAUCUAACACAAAAAUGUACUGGUGCCGGAACAAGAGGAUGCAUUUACUUACCAAUGCACGCCAAUGCUCAAGUAGUUGCUUCUGUAAUGUCAGACUGGUUAGAGGGGGGAGGGAUGGAUUUCGCAUGUUUGUCUAUGUUACGCCUAAAACCUACCACUUUUCAAGUUAGAAGAAAGCAACACACUAAAUGUAUCCUCUUCAAGAUCGGUUCAGUGUCUAAUAUUAAAGUUGAAAUUGUUUAUACAAAACAAUAGGGUUUUAACGUGACAUCUUUUUACCUUCACCCUUUGCAAUGGAGGCGGGAUAGAUAGUUAAUUU
Nicotiana tabacum (common tobacco) is the source of this 2098-nucleotide messenger RNA. The record is from RefSeq and is a predicted model, not a curated record. Lineage: Eukaryota; Viridiplantae; Streptophyta; Magnoliopsida; Solanales; Solanaceae.